CAAGAUAAGAUAUCUUUUACUUAUAAUUAUUUUUCAUAUUGUCGAUUAUUUCAGGAUGCCGAAGAGUUACAAGACUAUUGUAUUAAAAAUAAGGUGAAAUAUAUGGUGAUGCUGAAAAGUUCCGAGACGGGAACUGUGAAAGUUCGGUUCUGGGAUAAAGAUAGAUUUCAGGAACGUAAACUGGCACCUUCAGAGGUCGUGGAUACUUUAUUAAAAAUACAUCGUUGUGAGGCAACAUCUGAAUUAGUUCGCAGUGAUAGUAAGACUUCCAAUGAUGCAUGUUCAGGAACUCCAUCUGUCAGUAUAACAUUCAUCUUCUCUGAAAGAGAUAAAAUCAAUGCUACUUCAAAACGCCGAGUUGAAAAUCAG
Gryllus bimaculatus (two-spotted cricket) is the source of this 369-nucleotide messenger RNA. The record is from the annotation of a GenBank genome assembly. Lineage: Eukaryota; Metazoa; Arthropoda; Insecta; Orthoptera; Gryllidae.